UUCCUGCUCACACCCGGGCGCGGGAGAGAAGACCUCGGGACGGCUCGUGGGGAGUUUCCGGGUCCUUGGGUUCCCGUGCAAACCCAGAGCAGCUCCAGUGCCCGGGGCGGCGGGCUCAGGAUGCGGCCAGGACGGACAGGCAGCACACUGCUGCGGCUGGUGUUAGUGCUCAAUCAAGGUAUUUUAAAUUGCUGUGUGGCGUACAAUGUUGGUCUCCUGGAAGCAAAGAUAUUUUCUGGUCCUUCAAGUGAACAGUUUGGCUAUGCAGUGCAGCAGUUCAUAAAUCCAGAAGGCAACUGGUUACUGGUUGGUUCACCAUGGAGUGGCUUUCCUGAGAACAGAAUGGGAGAUGUGUAUAAAUGUCCUGUUGAUCUAUCCACCACUACAUGUGAAAAACUGAAUUUGCAAACUUCCACAAGCAUUUCCAACGUUACUGAGAUGAAAACCAACAUGAGCCUUGGCUUGACACUGACAAGGAACGUGGGAACGGGAGGAUUUCUCACCUGUGGUCCCCUGUGGGCACAGCAGUGUGGAAGUCAGUUUUACACAACCGGGUUAUGCUCUGAUGUCAGUCCCAAUUUUCAGCUCCUGACCAGCUUUUCACCUGCAGUUCAGACCUGCCCUUCCCUCAUAGAUGUUGUGGUUGUAUGUGAUGAAUCAAACAGUAUUUACCCCUGGGAUGCAGUAAAGAACUUUUUGGAAAAAUUUGUGCAAGGCCUGGAUAUAGGCCCCACAAAGACACAGGUGGGGUUAAUUCAAUAUGCCAAUUAUCCAAGAGUUGUGUUUAACCUGAACACUUUUAAAACCAAAGAUGAAAUGAUUAAAGCAACAUCCCAGACAUCCCAAUAUGGUGGAGACCUCACAAAUACAUUCAAAGCAAUUCAGUAUGCAAGAGAUUCUGCUUAUUCAGCAGCUGCUGGUGGACGACCAGGUGCUACCAAAGUCAUGGUGGUUGUAACUGAUGGUGAAUCCCAUGAUGGUUCAAUGUUGAAAGCCGUAAUUGACCAAUGUAACAAUGACAAUAUACUGAGGUUUGGCAUAGCAGUUCUUGGGUACUUAAACAGAAAUGCCCUUGAUACUAAAAAUUUAAUAAAAGAAAUUAAAGCAAUUGCCAGUAUUCCAACAGAAAGAUACUUUUUCAAUGUUUCUGAUGAAGCAGCUCUACUAGAAAAGGCUGGGACAUUAGGAGAACAAAUCUUCAGCAUUGAAGGUACUGUUCAAGGAGGAGACAACUUCCAAAUGGAAAUGUCACAAGUGGGAUUCAGCGCAGAUUACUCUCCUCAAAAUGAUGUUCUGAUGCUGGGUGCAGUAGGAGCUUAUGACUGGAGUGGGACUGUUGUCCAGCAGACACCUCAUGGACAUUUGAUCUUUCCUAAACAAGCCUUUGACCAAAUUCUGCAAGACAGAAAUCACAGUUCAUAUUUAGGUUACUCUGUGGCUUCAGUUUCUACUGGAAAAAGUGUCCACUUUGUUGCUGGAGCUCCCCGGGCAAAUUAUACCGGCCAGAUAGUGCUGUACAGUGUUAAUGAGAGUGGCAAUAUCACAGUUAUUCAGUCUCACAGAGGUGACCAGAUUGGCUCCUAUUUUGGUAGUGUGCUGUGUGCAGUCGAUGUGGACAAAGACACCAUUACAGAUGUGCUCUUGGUAGGUGCGCCAAUGUACAUGAAUGACCUAAAGAAAGAGGAAGGAAGAGUCUACCUGUUUACUAUCACAAAGGGCGUUUUGAAUUGGCACCAAUUUCUGGAAGGCCCCGAGGGUGUUGAAAAUGCUCGGUUUGGUUCAGCCAUUGCAGCUCUUUCAGACAUCAAUAUGGAUGGCUUUAAUGAUGUGAUCGUUGGCUCACCUUUGGAAAAUCAGAACUCUGGAGCUGUGUACAUCUACAAUGGCCAUGAGGGCACCAUUCGCCUGAGGUAUUCCCAGAAAAUCUUGGGGUCUGAUGGAGCCUUUAGGAGCCACCUCCAGUACUUUGGGAGAUCCCUGGAUGGCUAUGGAGAUUUAAAUGGGGAUUCCAUCACUGAUGUGUCUGUUGGUGCCUUUGGACAGGUCAUUCAGCUCUGGUCACAGAGUAUUGCUGAUGUAUCUGUAGUUGCUUCAUUCACACCAGAAAAAAUCACUUUGCUCAACAAGAACGCUGAGAUAAACCUUAAACUCUGUUUCAGCGCCAAGUUUAGACCUGCUAAGCAAAACAAUCAAGUGGCCAUUGUAUAUAACAUCACAAUUGAUGCAGACCAGUAUUCACCCAGAGUAACCUCCAGGGGAUUAUUUAAAGAAAAUAAUGAAAGGUGCUUGCAGAAGACCAUGAUAGUAAAUCAAGCACAGAGUUGCUCUGAGUACAUCAUCCACAUACAGGAGCCCUCUGAUGUUGUCAGCUCUCUGGAUCUGUGUGUGAACAUCAGUCUGGAAAACCCUGGCACUAACCCUGCCCUCGAAGCCUACUCUGAGACAGUCAAGGUCUUCAGUAUCCCUUUCUAUAAAGAUUGUGGUGAUGAUGGAGUUUGCAUCUCUGAUCUAGUUCUAGAUGUUCAACAGCUGCCAGCAGCUCAACAACAGCCCUUCAUUGUCAGCAACCAAAACAAAAGGUUAACAUUUUCGGUAACACUGAAAAACAAAAAGGAAAGUGCAUACAACAGUGGGAUUGUUGUUGAUUUUUCAGAAAAUCUGUUUUUUGCUUCCUGGUCCAUGCCGGUUGAUGGGACAGAAGUGACAUGCCAGAUUGCUUCAUCUCAGAAGUCUGUUACCUGCAAUGUGGGCUACCCUGCUUUAAAAAGGGAACAACAGGUGACUUUCACUAUUAACUUCGACUUCAAUCUUCAAAACCUUCAGAAUCAGGCCUCUGUCAGUUUCCAAGCCUUAAGUGAAAGCUACGAGGAAAACAAGGCAGAUAAUUCAGUCAACUUCAAACUCUCUCUGCUGUAUGAUGCCGAAAUUCACAUAACAAGAUCUACCAACAUAAAUUUUUAUGAAGUCUCCUCGGAUGGGAAUAUUCCUUCUAUUGUGAACAAUUUUGAAGAUAUUGGUCCAAAAUUCAUCUUCUUCAUUAAGGUAACAACAGGAAGUGUUCCAGUCAGCAUGGCAUCCGUAAUCAUCCAUAUCCCUCAAUACACCAGAGGCAAGAACCCGUUGAUGUACCUGACUGGCGUGCACACGGACCAGGCUGGUGACAUCAGUUGCAAAGCCGAAAUAAAUCCACUGAAAAUAGGACAAACAUCUUCUUCUAUAUCUUUCAAGAGUGAAAAUUUCCGUCAUGUAAAAGAAUUGAACUGCAGAACCGCUUCAUGUAGUAACAUCACCUGCUGGCUGAAAGACCUUCAGGUGAAAGGAGAAUACUUCCUUAAUGUGUCUACCAGAAUCUGGAAUGGGACCUUCGCAGUAUCAACUUUUCAGACAGUACAGCUGACAGCAGCAGCAAAAAUCGACACCUAUAACCCUGAGAUAUACGCGAUCGAAGAAAACACCGUCACGAUUCCCAUUACCAUAAUGAAACCCCACGAGAAAGCUGAAGUCCCAACCGGAGUUAUAGUAGGAAGUGCAAUCGCUGGAAUCCUUUUGUUAUUAGCUCUGGUUGCAAUUUUAUGGAAGCUUGGAUUCUUCAAAAGAAAAUAUGAAAAAAUGACCAAAAAUCCAGAUGAAAUUGAUGAGACCACAGAACUCAACAGCUGAAUCACCCAGCAGUUCCCACUGCAGUGGGAAGGGGCAGCAUCACAGCCAGGGUUUACUAUU
This is a messenger RNA of Lipotes vexillifer (Yangtze River dolphin), 3720 nucleotides long. RefSeq names its product integrin subunit alpha 2 (gene ITGA2). The coding region runs from base 121 to 3660 and encodes 1179 amino acids. The transcript is spliced from 30 exons. NCBI's taxonomy places the organism in Eukaryota, Metazoa, Chordata, Mammalia, Artiodactyla, Lipotidae. The record is from RefSeq and is a predicted model, not a curated record. Gene Ontology annotation, biological process: cell adhesion mediated by integrin; cell-matrix adhesion; cell-cell adhesion. Gene Ontology annotation, molecular function: integrin binding. Gene Ontology annotation, cellular component: integrin complex; external side of plasma membrane.